Messenger RNA from Candidula unifasciata, 2189 nucleotides. The record is from the annotation of a GenBank genome assembly. Lineage: Eukaryota; Metazoa; Mollusca; Gastropoda; Stylommatophora; Geomitridae.
AUUGUGAAGUUAACCAUGUCCGUGACGGCACUGCUGAGAAAAGUUCACUUCUUUGAGUCUCUGAUCAACCUGUAUUGUAUCACAGAGCGAGUUUUGUCUAGCACCUUGCAGACAGAGGAAGCAGCUGUACAUAAAGAAGAUGAUGCAGAUGAAGCACCACAACUGCAAGCAGAGGAUGAGACCAAAAUCCUGGCAAACUUGGAAGAGGCAACAAAAAUACUUGGUGACCCUCAUGGGCUGAUUGGCCAGCUACAUGAUGCUGUACCAUACAACCUUCUAGUGGACAACCACGCCAAGUCUGCAGAUACAAUACAAGCUGUCUACAAUGUUGCUGCCUACUGCCGCCUGCUAGAGACUGUAUUUGCCUUGCUGUCGUGCCCACUGACUGCCAGUUGUCCGAGCAUUUACCUGUCCAUUGACACCUUGCUGCAACAGUUGAUGUCCAGCCAGCAAGGGCUGCUGUUUCUGUGUGCUCACGCAGAGACCGCUAGCGCCAUCAUCCGAUGCUUGUUGCAGGCUGCGGAGGAGACUGAAGACUCCGGAGAAGACUUCCCCUCCCGUCAGCUGGGUCUGGAGCUGGUCUACCACAUUCAGGUGCUGCAGUUUAUAGAUCAACUCUUUCACAGAGCUGGACCACACGCCCGAGGCAACCGACUCAUUGAUGACCCGGAGGUCAUCUCUGUCCUGCAUGGCCUGUACACGAUGACCUUCACAGCGGUCAGCAGAGAGCCUCUGAUGGGACGACACAUCCUGGCCAAAGUGUUGGCUUUUGACAACAACCUGGAGGCUUUCCUGCCAUUCUUGGAGAAAACUGGUGACGAGGAAGCUGACAGCCAGCUGCGCAAGAGUGUCUGUGCUAAUUACUCUAUUCAGCUGUUGUUGGCGGCUAUCAAAACCUGCCCCACUGUGACAAUGCUGGAACGAUAUGGCCAAAGGUUGCUGUCUUUGUCGCAGGACAGUACAAGUGCCAAACUGACCCAACUUCAGGAAUGGCUAGCUCCUGUGAAGAAAGUGAGCUCCUUUGACCUGGAUGGCCUGGCCUCAAUGAUCUCCCAGCUCAAGUCGUACACAGAUGAUGUGAAGAAGGUGCCUCCUGGACUGAUCACAGUCAUCCGGAUGAUCUAUUCCUUGGUGUCAGAGGCUGCAUCAAAUGCUUCAGUGGACAACAUGGACACAUUGAAUGAAGCCAAGUACAGAUAUGCACUUGUGGAAUUAUAUAGCGCUGACUGCUACCCCAUUUUCAUCAACAUCCUGCAGAAAUUGAGCGAGUCUCAGCUGAAGGUCUGGCAGCAAGGCAUUCCUUACACCACCGACCAAUGGCUGACCUACUUCUCCCUGAUCAAACCCACACUCAGCCUGGUGCACGCAACACUCUGCCAGCUCAUUCAGGCUUUCAGGACCGAAGGGGGCAAGCCCCAGGUAUCCCAUGAUGGACCUGCUGAAGACGAGAACCAUCAGGAGCUACUUGUAUUAAACUCUUUUAAGGACCUGACCUCUGUUCCCACACUGCUGGAGCUACACACUGUCAUGUGUUCGGUGCCGACCUCCUCCCUCUACAGCAGUGACCUCACCAAGAUACAGAAAGAUAUUGUGGACACCUUGUUGGCCUUCACCCAAGAGGACCUGCAGCAGACACAGACUGAUGACGCUCUCAGCAAAAGCCUAUGGACAUUGAUGUUGAAGGAGUUACUGAAGUACACCAUCAAGUCGCCAUACACGUACAUGAGUGGCCUGCUGGUUCUUUCAGAGCUACUGCCAUUGCCAUUUCCUUUACACACCAAGUCUCCACUGACUGAUGAGGAAAUGGAUGCAGCUGUCAUGGCCAGAAAACUCUGGAGUGUCCACCUGCAGUCUGCCACCCCAGAAUUGUUUGCUGUGCUAGACACUCUGUCCGGCACAGGCUGUCAGCCGUUGCAGCAUCUCAUGCGACGAGUUUGCUGGCAAAUUGCUGACCUUGCUGCACCGUCAUCUCUCAGGAUCACCAAGAUAUUGCUUGACAUCUUGAUGCUGAACUUGAAGCCCAAGAAGCCCACACAGACAGCCCAGGGAGAGCUGCAGACAGAGGCUGAUGAUGACAUGACAGCAGUCAGAACUGUAUCUAUUCAUACAGCCAAGACACUCAACCUGUUGGCCUACUUGCUGUCUCAUCCUGGCAUUAAAGCAGCUCUGCUACAGCUCAUUGGCACCAG